CUGCCACUCAGGAGCGAAAAUGCCCGGAGACUGCUGUGGCUGCUGCGGAUGGAAGGGCAGCAGGGCUGGGUAGGGUCUGGUCUGAGUGCGCAGUGGAUGGUGAGGGAGAAAAAACCCAUUGGCGUUUGUUUUCGUGAUGGGGAUCAUAUUGAGAUGCAAUUGGCACACUUUUAUGGAUGCAUGCUUUAUGAUCAAUUCAAGCCCAUCUGUGUUCAGUGAUAGGAGCCUGAUCAGGCAAAUUAGAAGCGUUUACUUUUUUGUAGCAUCUCUAGCGUAAACAAAUUGUUGCACCAAAUGCAACGUUUUCCUCAGUUCAGUUUCGUCGGCCCUUGACUGUCAUCUUUUGGUGCAUAUUUCUCUUAAGCCUUCAUCGUCAGUAACUCUGCAGGAAAGCACAAUGCUGACCAGUAUCACCGAAGGGAUUCUGUGCUGCCUGACUGGGAAGGCUGCCAGUCUGGUCUUGCCCCUGGAGUCAUCAGAACCCUCUAAUGGUUUUGAGUUUGUGGAGGUGAAACCUGGGAGAGUCCUACGGGUGCGGCACAUAGUCCCUGAGCGUCAGCCUAUAGUAACAGAAGAGCAAGAUGCAGGCAAGGAGAAGACGGAAGGCGACUGUGAUGAUGACGGCUCUCCUGAGGAUUCUAAUAAUGAGAGCAAGAGCAGUGUCCACUGCAAGAGGAAGAUCACAGUCUACCGCAAUGGCCAGCUUGUGAUCGAGAAUCUCGGUGAUGUUUUGCACUCUGAGAUCCUGCAGUGUCAGGAUGGGGAUCUGGAGCCUUGUAGCACUGUAGAGGUGGAGCUUGCUGACUACAAAGAAAUGCCCUCUUCUCCAGACCCCAACCCUGUUCCUCCUCCAGUUCCUUCACCUCUUGGGGAACAGAAACCUGCUCCGCCUCCUCGCCGCCGCCGUCGUAAGCCCAAACGCACUGUGCUAAUCGACUCAAAGAGGGUGAUCUCAAGCUGCAAAGGGACACACUCAGACGUAGCGCUGUUCUUCAUGCAUGGCGUGGGGGGUUCUCUGGACAUUUGGAGUAGCCAGAUGGACUUCUUCUCUCGGCUUGGCUAUGAGGUCAUCGCGCCUGACCUGGCGGGACAUGGCGCCAGCACUGCCCCACAGAUUGCAGCAGCUUAUACUUUUUAUGCCCUUGCAGAGGACCUUCGUGCCAUCUUUAAGAGAUAUGCUCGUAAACGCAACAUUCUCAUUGGCCACUCAUAUGGAGUGUCAUUUUGCACCUUCCUGGCCCAUGAAUAUCCUGAUCUGGUCCAUAAGGUGGUGAUGAUCAAUGGAGGGGGUCCCACAGCUCUUGAGCCCAGCCUAUGCUCCAUCUUCCAGCUGCCAUCUUGUGUCCUGCACUGUUUGUCACCCUGUCUGGCCUGGAGCUUCCUCAAAGCUGGAUUUGCCCGUCAGGGUGCCAAAGAAAAGCAACUGUUGAAGCAGGGCAAUGCCUUCAAUGUGUCUCCAUUUGUCCUGCGAGCCAUGAUGAGUGGCCAGUACUGGCCUGAGGGGGAUGAGGUCUACCAUGCUGAGCUCACUGUGCCCAUCCUUCUGGUUCAUGGCAUGUGUGACAAGUUUGUGCCCAUGGAUGAGGACCAGCGCAUGGCAGAGAUCCUCCUGUUUGCAUUCCUAAAAGUCAUUGAAGAGGGCAGUCACAUGGUCAUGAUGGAAUGUCCUGAUACCGUUAACACCCUCCUCCAUGAGUUCUUUCUAUGGGAACCUGACAUGUCCAAAAAAGAUAGCGGCAAGACAGACACAGAGAAGACCGUUGCUCUGAGUGACACUCUCCACUCAUUGAAAAUCAAUAAGGCUAUGGACAAAUAAUCAACAAGGAGUUUAGUUUUAUCACAGAACCAAGCAGAAGGCCUUUUUCGGCAUGUGUUCUUAAGGCUGCUCCCAGGCUGAGAGCUGUUAUUAGCAGGGCCACAUCUUAAGGAUGUGGACAGCCACUGGUGCUCCAAGAUAAAGCAGGACUUAGGCAUGGUGCCAACCAGAGAAAGAUGGAACGAACAUAAAGAUAAGCAGGAUGGAUACACAGUUUCUGCUUUGCUUUUUGAUACCAGUUUGUGCUCCAUCGCGUCAUGUUUGCAAAAUGAUACAACACCUUGAGGUCAAAAGGACUAUGUCCAUUCAUGAUUUGUGUAUGAAAUGUUUCUGGUGAAGAACUGACUACUACAAGAUGUGAAAAACCAUGAAAUGGUGUGCGAAUUUCCUCGCCUUUAUCUAAAAAUAUUCUGUAGUACUGCAGAGCUUCUGUCCUUUACAAAAUGGUCUUACAUCUACUUUCAAUGGGAAACUGGCAAAAUAAUAUGCAGUGAAUUGAGGAUUUACAGAUCUGAUUUUCCAGUAUGAUGGUGAAGGACAGCUUAUAAUAAGAAAGUGUUGAUAAUAAUAAUUUAUUAUCAAAUACUGACUGGAUGGUAUUCAGAAAUGGUUUAAACACAUUAAAUAUAUACUGAUGUACAUGCAAAAUGUAACUAAAUAAUUGCACCACAUGCAAACAUAGAUCAUAUUAUGCCAGAAGGAGAAACUUGAUUGUUAAUCUGCAAUUUAGCCACCUAUUAACCACAUCCAUACAGUGUGCAUUGUACACCAUAUGAAAAAUGAAGACUCACAAUCACAGCUAUUGUCAACAUAAUUGGCUCAUAUAUUUCCAAAUUACAGCAAUUAAUUUUCCAUAUGUUGAACUCUAAUGUAAAAUCUAAAUCCAAAAGUUUUGUGUGUCUUUGUAAAGCACAAUGUAACCAAUUUAUCAGUUCAUAGUUGCAUGAAAAUUAAGUAAUAUUCAAUGACAGAUGUGUGUGAACUGGUUACCAAAACAAAUGCAAACAAAAAUGGAUGCGAAAAGGUUCUACGUCUUUAUUCUAGCAGCCAUUUCCUCAAUAGUAAAUAUUAUCCUAAGGAUACAAAUUACUAAGACCCUGCAUGAGUUCAGAAUAUGAAAAGGUAUGAAGGUUGUUUUAAACAGUUGCAAUAUAUUCUCAUAUUGAAAAAAUCCCGGUGCACUCUUUCCUUAUGAAAUAAGUGUUAUUUUGCCUUUAUUCUGAAAUAACAGCAACUGCCAUAAGUAAUUGUGGUUGUAUUGACCGCUUCAAGCUGUUGUGUCUCUAAGUUGAUACAUGCAAAACAAGAAUGUGUUCCCCUACUACUCUCCACUCCACCCUAUUUAUGUAAUAGUGUCAGACAGAAAGAAUGAGCUAAACAUUAUGCUCAUUAAUUCAUGGGUGCUGCUUUGUCUCAUAGUGGGACAGUAAGGUGUGAGUAAAAGCACAGUCUAAUAUUAUGCCACGUGACAGUGCUUAUCUGUUGACUGGAAAGUUAAAGUGUAAAUUGGUGGAUUUGUUAGACCGGGUGUAAAAAGCUUAAAUUCAAACAUGAGUCAGCCAGAAGAGAAAGUCCCCUAAAAAGAGGGACGUUUGUUCUGACUAUGCUGGUCUGUUAUAUAUGCAUUUUGACAGAAUGUGGAUGCAACAUGACAGGCCUUAUGCAACUGGAACAAAAUAGAGAGAAAUAGAGUGGAAACAAGCUGACCUGGCAUUGACACCACAAAAACAUUAUAAAAACCAACAAGUGCUGCUAAUGCAAUUGUACUGUAUGUCUCCUUUGGUGUAAAAGGUCAUUAAAACGGUAUGGACUACAGGGUGCACAUGUACUUCCUAUUAAUGCUAAACCUGUGCAUAUACAAAUUGUCAGUGCUCAUAUGUGCUAAAUCUUUUUGUGGUUAACAAAAUGUGUUAAUGUUACUGUUGCAUUUAUUCAUGGGAAUCAACAAUAUAUGCACUGCCUAAAUGUAGAUGCAUAUAACAUUAUAUAGCCUAUCAAAACAGUUGGAUUCAGUGUAUGAAUGUGCCUUUCCUGGCAUGAAAUAAAACAGAUGUUC
Micropterus salmoides (largemouth bass) is the source of this 3872-nucleotide messenger RNA. RefSeq names its product abhydrolase domain containing 8a (gene abhd8a). The record is from RefSeq and is a predicted model, not a curated record. Gene Ontology annotation, molecular function: catalytic activity. The transcript has 5 exons. The coding region runs from base 398 to 1816 and encodes 472 amino acids. Lineage: Eukaryota; Metazoa; Chordata; Actinopteri; Centrarchiformes; Centrarchidae.